Molecule: messenger RNA, 838 nt
Organism: Bicyclus anynana (squinting bush brown)
Lineage: Eukaryota; Metazoa; Arthropoda; Insecta; Lepidoptera; Nymphalidae
Exons: 5
Coding region: 375-812 (145 amino acids)
Source: RefSeq, a predicted model, not a curated record
ACUUGUUUCACCUUUUAACAGACGACAUAAACUGUGAAUAUCAUAUAACAUACAUAUUUAUAUAUAACAUACUUAUAAUAAUGAAGAAAAUUGCAGUAAUAUGAUUACAAAUUUCAACGCUAACGCAGUUGAUAUAUGCCAAAGAACCGCCAGAACUAACUAAAUGCUCCGUCAGCAACUCAGCCUGCUUGAUUAAACAAACUCAGAGGACUCUUGAAAAAUUUGUCAAAGGCAUUCCUGAACUUGGUAUAGAACCAAUAGAUAAAUUGCCUGUGGAUGACGUAAUAAAUGUUGUUGAUAACUUUCUAUUUAAUUGGACCGAUGUGAAGGUAGAAGGCUUUAGAAAUACAAUUAUAGAUGACGUUCAAAUUAAUAUGGACUUGAAAACGAUAAGGUUACUGUUUAACGCAACUUUACGUAUGAAAUUUGAUUAUGUGAUGGACGGAUUACUGUUAUCUUUGUUUCCUGUUUAUGGAUCGGGGAAAGGAGAAUUGAGAUUAGAAAAAAUGCAAAUGGAAAUGCUACUUGUGUUUGAUAUUAUUAAAAAUGACAAUGGUGAAGAUGUCAUCAAUUUGAAAACAUAUUAUUUCGGAUACGAUACCGCCGGUGGUGUCAAUGCACACUUCGAUAAUGCAUUCAACGGAGAUAAGAAAAAGAGUGAAGUAUUUCAUAAAUUAAUAAAUCGAAGUUGGAGAGUAAUGAUGGCCAAUUUUGCAAUAGUUUUCCAAAAUAAAAUCACACAAAAACUGUUUGAUGGUGGAAAAAAAUUCUUACUCUCAUACGACUUAGCAGAUUUGGUUGUAUUAAAUUGAACUAAUAAAUACAAUUUUGACAAAAA